AUGAAGAACUUGAGAGUUCUAGAUCUUACAAGUUGUGUUGACUUAUUAGUUACUCCUAAGUUCUCUGGGUGCAAAAAUCUGGCCAUACUGAUUUUGGAGCGAUGUUCACAAUUGGUCGAGGUAGAUCAUUCGAUUGGCGAUUUGAAGUGCUUGAUUUCCCUCAAUUUGAAGUUCUGCACAGAACUCAGCAUGUUGCCGGUAGAAAUGGGUCACCUGACAGCUUUGAAAGAGCUUCUCAUGGAUGGGACUAAGGUAGAAGAAAUUCCCAUCUCCAUUGGUCAAUUCAAGCAGCUUGAGGGCCCAAUUGCAACACUUCCCGACUCUGUUGGAGAACUGAUCAGACUUAAUCACUUGUCAGUAAGGGACUGCCAUCGAAUAAGAAAACUUCCAAACUCCAUUGGCAACAUAGGGAUAUCCUUAGUCGAGUUAGAUGUGUCAGGGACAGGUGUUUCCAAGUUUCCGAAUUCAAUAAAGUAUCUCCAGAAAUUGAAGGUGUUGAGAAUGGAUUCUUGUUUCUUUAAAGAGUUCCCUCCUGAUAUCGGAGAGCUGACCAGCCUCGAAGAAAUACAUGCCUCCUGGUGUCGGAGCCUAGAGGGGGGCAUUCCGAGCGAGAUCGGGAAACUGCAUAAUCUGAGAAUCUUGAGACUGCGACAUUCGACUAUUUCCAGCAUACCGAUGGAGAUCCACCAACUUUCCAAUCUUCAAACCCUUGACUUACUUCACUGUGAUAUGAUCAAAGAGUUACCAAGGCUUCCCUCUAGCAUAAGGGAGUUGCAUGUAGAUGAUGAACUGAAGUCUAGCGAGAUCUGGAUACUGGAUAAUUUGAGGCUGCAACGAUUGAGUACUUCCAAAUUACCAGCAAUGAUCAAACUUUCCAAUCUUCAAACCCGUCGUUUACUUCACUGCAACACGAUCAAAGAGGUGCCAAAGCUUCCCUCUGGCAUGAUGGAUUUGCGAGUAGGUGAUGAACUGAAGUCUAGCAAGAUCUGGAAUCUGCAUGAUCUGAGGCUGGAACUUUUGAGUACUUUCAUCAUACAGGAGGAGAUCCAACUUUCCGAUCCUGAUCUCGUCGAUUACUUUGCGGCACCAUGA
Eucalyptus grandis is the source of this 1092-nucleotide messenger RNA. RefSeq names its product TMV resistance protein N-like. Lineage: Eukaryota; Viridiplantae; Streptophyta; Magnoliopsida; Myrtales; Myrtaceae. The coding region runs from base 1 to 1092 and encodes 363 amino acids. The record is from RefSeq and is a predicted model, not a curated record. The transcript has 2 exons.